GGGAGAGCGGAUAUAGUGAAUGCAGGAUUCGAGGAGACCAGAUAUAGUGAAUGCAGAGUCCGAGGAGACCAGAUAUAGUGAAUGCAGGGUUCAGGGAGACCAGAUAUAGUGAAUGCAGAGUCCGGGGAGAUCAGAUAUAGUGAAUGCAGGGUCCGGGGAGACCAGAUAUAGUGAAUGCAGGUCCGGGGAGACCAGAUAUAGUAAAUGCAGGGUCAUGGGAGACCAGAUAUAGUGAAUGCAGAGUUCGGGGAGACCGGAUAUAGUGAAUGCAGGGUCCGGGGGACCAGAUAUAGUGA
Molecule: messenger RNA, 296 nt
Organism: Staurois parvus
Lineage: Eukaryota; Metazoa; Chordata; Amphibia; Anura; Ranidae
Source: the annotation of a GenBank genome assembly